Panicum hallii is the source of this 1268-nucleotide messenger RNA. RefSeq names its product ATP synthase mitochondrial F1 complex assembly factor 2. Gene Ontology annotation, cellular component: mitochondrion. The record is from RefSeq and is a predicted model, not a curated record. Gene Ontology annotation, biological process: mitochondrial proton-transporting ATP synthase complex assembly. The transcript has 4 exons. The coding region runs from base 31 to 996 and encodes 321 amino acids. Lineage: Eukaryota; Viridiplantae; Streptophyta; Magnoliopsida; Poales; Poaceae.
GUUGGGGAGGAAGGCCCAGGGUGAUCCGGCAUGGCGACGCUCGCAGCCCGCCGCCUCCUCCUGCCGCGAUGGGUGGCCGGCGGGCGGGCCCGGCUGCUCGGCACGGCGGCGGAGGCUUCUCCGGGAGGGGAGGAGGCGCGAGGAGGAGGGGAAGGUGGAGGUGGACCAGACGGCGCGAUCUACGUGAAGAAGCCGGCGGCCGCCGCGGCGGUGACGACGCGGGACGAGACGUCCGUGGCGAUGCCGACGUCGUUCAUGACGGGGUCCGUGGUCGGGAAGCGCUUCUACCGCGACGCCACCGUGCGGCUCGCCGACGACGGCAACGGGUGGACCGUGAUGCUGGACUACCGCACCCUCAAGUCGCCGGCCAAGCGGCCGCUGAAACUGCCCUCGCGCGCGCUCGCCAUGGCCAUCGCCGCCGAGUGGGAGUACCAGGAGUCGGAUGGAAUUCGACCUUUUACUAUGCCUCUCAUGAAGCUUGCUUGCACUGCAUUGGAGAGAGUUCCUUUGACACGUGCAAAAGUAAUUGAUAAUUUGAUGAAGAAAUUUCAUCAAGAUUUGGUGUUUUGCCGUUCACCUGCCGAUAGUGAACUGACCUUAGGAGUUCAUCAAAAGCAGAAGGAGAAAAUUGAUCCCAUACUGGAAUGGGUAAACACAGAAUUUGGGUUCAAGCCUAUUGUAUACACAACCUUUUUUGGUGGCAAGCAAGAUGAGGGCCUCACUAAGGCUGUAGAAACUGUUUUGAAGAAAACAACUGAUUGUGAAUUGGCAUCCAUUGAUGCUAUGGCUGCAGCAGCCCACUCCCUGGUGAUCCCUCUUGCAAUGUUUAGAGAAAGGUUGGGAAUUGAUGAGGCCAUUGAGUUGAUCAGGCUAGAAGAAGACCACCAGGUUGAUAGAUGGGGUUUGGUUGAAGGAGGUCAUGACGUUGAUAUUGCAGAUCUUAAGGUGCAAAUGUCUUCGGCUGUUGUGUUUCUUGGACUUUCGCGGGGGAUGUGAACCAUCAUGUUUCAAAUCCACAGGCUGGUUAGUUUUUGUUUGUCUCCAAGGUUGUAUGAAUUUGUAUGGAGAGUUGUAGAAUAAUAAUUGCCCGCACAAGGUCAAUAGCAAACAUAGUGCCUGUAUCCGGCCAGUGCUGAUGUUAGAUUUUGGUUUUUGAGUUGCCAAAAAAAUUGUUGAGUUACAAACUACGGAACCUAGCAUUCCUUCGGCUUUCAGUGGCCUCUAGUUUGGUAAUGGUAAUGCCAAAAUGGUAAGAACAUUUCUGGGAA